AUGUCCAACAAGAAAGGAUCCCGCAACACACAGCGCAGCCCCCUUCCAGCACCCAGGCCGGCAGCACCUCGAACAGUACCCGCGGUGGCCUACAGAGGGGCAUCCAGAACAGCACCGGCCGUAGCACCCCCCACAGCAUACAGAGCAUAUAGAGCAGCACCUCCCCCCAGCUCUCGGGGAAGGACUAAGGGUGCCGCCAUAAAGGGCGAUACGGCCAUAGCACCCAGAGCGGCACCUAGGGCGACACCUAGAACAACACCCCCUGCUCGCGCUCACGGAGCGGACGAGUGGUACAAAGUCUCCACACCAGAGUUCGACUCAGUAGCCUACGAUCCUCUGGACCCUCCCAAGCGAUACUACACGGGUGUCUUCGUUCAAACAGACAGUAAGAGUCCCCGAGGAGCGCUAUUCCAAGUCACCGGCGACAUCAUCGCCCAAAAAGGCAUGCGGUUCGAAGUGAAACGCAACUACGCUCCUGUAGAGUCCAAGCUUUUUCACAGAACCACACACAUUGGAUGGAUCCGCAAAGCCGAUUAUCCGAGAAUAGAGGGUAUCUUGGAAGCCUUGCCCACACCGACCAAACAGCAGGGAAUUGACUUCUGGACCAAGGAUCCACAAUGGGGAUCUUUACGGACCAGGCGAACAGCGACGGCCAAUCAUGAAGUGUAA
This is a messenger RNA of Aspergillus bombycis, 669 nucleotides long. RefSeq lists its product as uncharacterized. The transcript is spliced from 2 exons. Lineage: Eukaryota; Fungi; Ascomycota; Eurotiomycetes; Eurotiales; Aspergillaceae. The record is from RefSeq and is a predicted model, not a curated record. Bases 1 to 669 code for a protein of 222 amino acids.